AUGCCCGUCGCCGACGCGCUACCCGCAACUGCAUCCCGCUGCCUGCGCGAUAUCCGCUACUGCAGCUCGUCGCACUGCCACCCGUCGCCAGAUCCCCGCCACUCGUACGCUCUCCGCUGCCCGUCGCCAGCCGCCUCCUCCUCUCAUCCCCUGCCCCGUACCUCCCGUAUUGCCCGAGUUCCCCGUGCUUGCCCCGUGCCCCACCCGUUUCACCCGUGCUGUCCGUACCCGGUUGUGCCCCACCCGUUUUACCUGUGCGUCCCGUGCUUCCCGUGCUGCCCCCGUGCUCCUGUGCUGCCCCCGUGCUCCCGUGCUGCCCCCCGUGUUCCCGUGCUGCUCCCGUGCUGUCCCCGGGUUCCCGUGCUGUCCCCGUGUUCCCGUGCUGUCCCCGUGUUCCCGUGCUGUCCCCGUGUUCCCGUGCUGCUCCCGUGCUGUCCCCGUGUUCCCGUGCUGUCCCCGUGUUCCCGUGCUGCCCCCGUGUUUCCAUGCUGCCCCCGUGCUGCCCCGUUCUGCAUGUGUCGUGCCCGUUCCCGUGCCGUGUUGCCCCGUUCAGCCCUUGUCCUGCCCCGUUCUGUCUGUGCUGCCCCGUUGUCCCCGUAUUGCCCCGUUCAGCCCAUGUCCUGCCCCCCUCUGCCCGUGUUGCCCCGUUCUGCCCGUGUUGCCCCGUUCAGCCCGUGUCCUGCCCCGUUCAGCCCGUGUCCUGCCCCGCUCUGCCCGUGUUGCCCCGUUCAGCCCGUGUCCUGCCCCGUUCUGCCCGUGCUGCCCCGUUCUGCUCGUUUGUGCCCUACCCUUGCUGUCCGUACCCAUUCGUGCCCCACCCGUGCUGUCAGUUCUCGCUCGUGCCCCACCCGGUCUGUGCUGCCCGGUCUCGUACUGCCCGUCACCCCCGUGCGGCCCGUCCCGUACAGCACCUAG
Closterium sp. NIES-65 is the source of this 915-nucleotide messenger RNA. Lineage: Eukaryota; Viridiplantae; Streptophyta; Zygnematophyceae; Desmidiales; Closteriaceae. The record is from the annotation of a GenBank genome assembly.